Molecule: messenger RNA, 1014 nt
Organism: Hirsutella rhossiliensis
Lineage: Eukaryota; Fungi; Ascomycota; Sordariomycetes; Hypocreales; Ophiocordycipitaceae
Product: zinc-binding dehydrogenase domain-containing protein
Exons: 2
Coding region: 1-1014 (337 amino acids)
Biological process (GO): cellular response to oxidative stress
Cellular component (GO): cytoplasm
Molecular function (GO): quinone reductase (NADPH) activity; zinc ion binding
Source: RefSeq, a predicted model, not a curated record
AUGGCAUCAUCGUCCUCCCUCCCCAGCACCGCCAAGGCCGUCCAAAUCUCCAAGACGGGCGGCGUCGACGUCCUCGAGUACAACGACGUCCCCGUCCCCCCGGCCCCGGGCCCCGGCCAGCUCCUCGUCCGGAACCGCUUCGCCGGCGUCAACUUCAUCGACACCUACUUCCGCGUCGGCCUCUACCCGGCCCCCGUCCUGCCCUUGACCCUCGGCCGCGAGGCAGCCGGCGAGGUCGUCGCCGCCGCCCCCGAUGCUAGCCCCUCCUUCCCCCCGGGCACCCGCGUCGUCUACUUGGCCGAUCCCGACGCCGGCGCCUACGCCGAGUACACGGCCGUCUCCGCCGCAAAGGCCGUCGCCGUCCCCGAUGGCCUCGGCCUCGACAAGGCCGCCGCCGUGCUGCUGCAGGGCCUGACUGCCUGGACCUUUAUCCGCGAGGCCGCCAACGUCCAGCCCGGCCAGUGGGCCCUUGUCCACGCGGCCGCCGGCGGAGUCGGCCUCUUUCUCGUGCAGAUGCUGCGCGUUGCCGGCGCAAAGGUCAUCGGCACCGCCAGCUCCGAAGAGAAGCGUGAGCUGGCGCGCAAAAACGGCGCGGGGUGGGUACUCGACUCGCGCAACGACGACAUUGUCGCUCGUGUCAAGGAAAUCACAGAAGGCCACGGCGUCGAUGUCAUCUUUGACGGCGUCGGCAAGGCCACCUUUGACGCCGGCUUGGCCAUGAUUGCCAUGAAAGGUCAUUUCAUUUCCUUUGGAAACGCGUCCGGGGCCGUGCCGCCCGUCAACAUACUCCAACUUGGCCAGAAAAACGUCAAGCUCAUGCGUCCCGUUCUCUACGGCUAUGUGGCGGAGCGCAAGGACCUGGAAAAGUACACGUCGGAGCUGUUCGACCUCGUCACGUCCGGCAAGCUCAACGUCGUCAUCCACGAUGUCUAUCCCCUCAAGGAUGCUGCUAGGGCACACACGGACAUUGAGAGCAGGAAGACGUCGGGAAAGUUGCUCAUCAAAUGUGAUUAG